Molecule: messenger RNA, 2761 nt
Organism: Meriones unguiculatus (Mongolian gerbil)
Lineage: Eukaryota; Metazoa; Chordata; Mammalia; Rodentia; Muridae
Product: zinc finger protein 14-like
Exons: 4
Coding region: 107-1816 (569 amino acids)
Biological process (GO): regulation of transcription by RNA polymerase II
Cellular component (GO): nucleus
Molecular function (GO): RNA polymerase II cis-regulatory region sequence-specific DNA binding; DNA-binding transcription factor activity, RNA polymerase II-specific
Source: RefSeq, a predicted model, not a curated record
AGCACAGACACCAUCCUUAGGGUCCCUGCCAUAUUUGGCUUUUGGAUGCUGCGCUUCUGUGGAGGCGAGGUCCAGGUCGCUCCCCUUCACUUCGACCUCCCCUUCAAUGACUGCAGGAACCACAGGAGGAUACCAGGACACCGAGUCGCUGGAAAUGGACUCGGUGACCUUUGAGGAUGUGGCUGUGCAUUUCACCACGGAGGAGUGGGCUUUGCUGGAUCUGUCCCAAAAGGAGCUCUACAAAGAUGUGAUGAAGGAAAUAUUGAGAAACAUAGUCUUUAUAGGAAACGUAAGGAAACACCAAAAGAUUGAAAAUGAACACCAAAAUUCUGGGAGAAAACUAAGAUGUCAACUGGUGGAGAAACUCCAUGACUGUACAGAGGGUCAUGAGUGUGCAGAGAUCUUCAAAUUCUCUACAGAGGGCACCGUGAACCACAAAUUUUAUCCAGGAAUACAUAUAUGUAAAAGAAAUGGGUUUGUAAAUGUAGUCAUCGGCCAUUUAGCUCUAAAUGUGCCGCUGAAACCUAGGCCAGGGCAAAACUCAAAUGAAGUUCAAGAACAAGGAGAAGACCUGUGUAAUAAUGAGGAACUUGGGAGCUCCUCCAGCCCUCCCUUGUCUUUACAGAAGCCUCAAAGUGCCGACACUACAGAGAAACCUGAUAAAACCAAGCAGCCUGAUGAAGACCUCAGACUUGGUCAAAAUCAGGAAAGGACUCCUGCUGAAGAGGAGCACCACGAAUGUAAGCACUGUGGGAAAACGUUCACUUCUCUGCGGUCCCUGAAGGGGCAUGAACAGCAUUACCACUCAAAGAAAUCCUUUGUGUGUAAGCAGUGCGGGAAGGCCUUCCCGUUCCCCAGUUCCCUGCAGGUCCACGAGCGCAUCCACACGGGGGAGAAGCCCUACGCGUGUAAGCAGUGCGGGAAGACCUUUGGCCAUUCCAGCUCUCUUCUCAGACACGAGAGAAUUCACACUGGUUCAAGUCCCCACGAGUGUAAGCUGUGUGGGAAGACCUUUACUCGUCUGAAUUCUCUUUUAAGGCAUAAGAUAAUUCACACUGGCGAGAAGCCCUUCGCAUGUACCCAGUGUGGGAAAAGUUUUUCUCGCUCUGCUUCCCUUCAAAGACACACAAGGAUCCACACUGGAGAGAAACCGUACCAGUGCAAGCAGUGUGGGAAAGGAUUCAUCACUUCUACUUACCUUCAAGUACAUGAACGAACUCACACUGGGGAGAAGCCUUACGUGUGUAAGGAAUGCGGGGAUGCCUUCAUGCUUUGGACUCAAUUUCAAAAACAUAAAGUAGUUCACAGCGGCGUGAAUCCCUACGUUUGUAAGCGAUGCAACAAAGCUUUCACGCGCCUUGGCUCUCUACAAAUACACGAAAGAAUUCACUCUGGCGAGAAGCCCUACGUGUGUAAGCAGUGUGAGAAAGCCUUCCUGUCUCUGAACCAGUUGAGACGGCAUGAGGUGACCCACACCGGCAUCAAACCCUAUGUGUGCACACAGUGUGGGAAGGGGUUUGUCUGCUCUACUACCUUCCGCAGUCAUGAAAAGACGCACAGUGGCGAUAGCCCAUACGUGUGCUCACAGUGUGAGAAAGUUUUGAGCUCCGAGGGUGCGCUGCGGAAGCAUAAGAUGAUCCACACGGGGGAGAAGCCUUGCGUGUGUAAGCAGUGCGGGAAGACCUUCACUCACUUAAGUUCUCUUCAGUACCACGCACUGACACACACCGGAGAGAGGCCCCACGGCUGUAAGAGAUGUGGGAAAGGCUUCCGGUCUCUGAGUCACCUGAAGAAGCACGAAAGGACUCAGCACUGAGCAGAAACCUUAUGCAUGCGAGCAACAUGGAAAAUGUUUACGCAGCAUCUUUUGUGAAAACAAAGUCGUUCUCGCUGGCAUAAAUCCCUAGGUUUGUAAGCAAUGUUUACAGUUUUUAAAUGGCUGGGGUGCUUUCACAUAAGCAAACUCACACUGGAGAAAAGUGGGACUUUUUGCUACCAAUGUGAACAUAAAACAAACAAACAAUCCUUGAAACAGUCACAGUGGAGGCGAACCUUUAAAAAGAUAAUAUAGAAAUGGUUUUCGUGCUAAGUUUUCUUCAAGUACAUGAAUGAAGUCACACUGGAGAAAAACUCUGUGAGUGUAAGUGAUGUUUACACAUUUUUAUAGUCCCAGAUCAUGGAAAAGACAUGACAAAAUUUAGACUACAGAGAAACCUGGUACAUGCUUGCAAUGUAGAAAGUCUUCACUUCCCUGCUUCCUCCAAAAAUGUGUAAGAAGUUAACUAGAGGGGCUGGAGAGAUGACUCAGAGGUUAACAGCAAUGAUAUUCACCCAGAGGUCCCAGGUUCAAUUCCCAGCACCCACAUGAAAGCCCACAGCUGUCUAGCUCCAGUUUCAAGAGACCCAGUGCCCCUUCUGACCUCAAUGGGCCCUUCAUGAGCAUGGUACACAGACACACAUAAUAAAUGUUUAAAGCCAUACUAGAGAGAAACCCUUUGUAUGUAUGCAAUUUGGGGUAGCCUCUCAUUAGCAUGGUCUCUUUACACCAACAAGAAACAAGCUACACUAAAGUAACCCUAACUACAGUAUCGUAAGAGAAUUUUAGACUUGUUUAUUUCACUUGUGUAAGCGUUUUCCCUCAUGGAUGAAUGUGCGCCGUAUGUAUGUGGUGCCUGCUCCACCCCGAAGAGUACCUGGAGUUCCAAAUGGUCCUGAGCAGCUUUGGAGGUGCUGGGAACGGAACACAAGUCCUUUGUAAAGA